GGCACGGUUGUACUCGCAUUGCAGGAGGUUUAGUCUGAGUGGAGGUCAGUGGAGAACAGGACAUUUUGAUCUCAUCUGUUGUGGUGCAGGACCUUCACAAGGUAGGAGAUCUACGUCAGAUGCUAUCAGUUCUUUAAAUUUGAAGACUCUGCUUUCUUGAGUAGACAUUUCGCUCCAUGCCUGACUGUAAUUCCAUUCUGAAUCACUUUAAUUCAAUCAGCUCCAUUGUCCAUUCCCACUUUUCUGUUAAAAAGUAAUUCAUCUUCUCUGGGUGCUCCUUCCUUCACUCUACCUGUUGUUCAAGAUGGGUAAGACUGACAUUGACUCAGUUGAGCUCACCUCUCCAACCGAAGUGCGCCAAGCAGUCCCUGUGGAGAUACUAUGUACUUCCUCCAGUGAUAUCAAGAAAAAACAAGAAUCUGAGGAUCGAGGCACAUGGAAAGGGCGAUUUGAUUUCCUGCUAUCUUGCGUAGGAUAUGCCAUUGGUCUGGGCAAUGUAUGGCGUUUCCCAUAUCUCUGUGGGAAAAAUGGAGGUGGUGCUUUCCUCAUCCCCUAUUUCCUGACAUUAGUGUUUGCCGGAAUGCCACUUUUUUUCCUGGAGACGUCACUUGGGCAGUUCACCUCUGUUGGGGGACUUGGAGUGUGGAAGCUGGCUCCAAUGUUUAAAGGAGUUGGGAUGGCUGCUGUUGUUCUCUCUUUCUGGCUUAACGUUUAUUAUAUUGUUAUCAUCGCUUGGGCUCUGUAUUAUCUCUUCAAUUCCUUCUCCUCGACCCUGCCUUGGCAAAGCUGUGACAACAGCUGGAAUACCGAAAGAUGCUUCUCCAACUAUUCUUUGAAUGAUACCACCAAUCUCACUAGUGCGGUAACAGAAUUCUGGGAACGUAAUAUGCAUCAAAUAACAGGUGGACUGGGAGAGCCUGGUACCAUUCGAUGGCCAUUGGCAUGUACCCUGGCAUUGUCUUGGAUCAUGGUUUAUUUUUCCAUCUGGAAAGGCGUAGAAUGGACAGGAAAGGUUGUGUAUUUCUCGGCAACAUAUCCCUACUUCAUGCUUGUGAUACUAUUUUUUCGGGGGAUUACUCUUCCUGGCGCAAUUGAUGGCAUUCGUUUCUAUAUCACUCCAGACUUCAGCAAAUUGUCAGAAUCUGAGGUGUGGAUGGAUGCUGCCACACAAAUCUUCUUUUCCUAUGGAUUGGGUCUUGGGUCACUGGUUGCUCUUGGAAGUUACAACUCUUUCCAUAACAACGUUUACAGGGACUCCAUUAUCGUAUGUGGAAUAAACUCAUUUACAAGCAUGUUUGCUGGAUUUGUAAUUUUCUCCAUUGUUGGAUUCAUGUCACAAAUUACCAAAAAACCCAUCCAGGAAUUGGCAGCAUCAGGUCCAGGGCUGGCAUUCUUGGCAUAUCCACAAGCAGUUACUCAACUACCCAUGUCUCCUGUCUGGUCUAUUCUCUUUUUCUCCAUGUUGGUGAUGCUGGGACUUGAUAGCCAGUUCUGCACUGUGGAAGGGUUUAUUACUGCGCUGGUGGACGAGUAUCCACAACUACUGAGGAGUCGGAAGAAAAUCUUCAUUGCGGCUGUCUGCUUCAUCUCAUUUAUAGUUGGCUUCUCCAACAUUACUCAGGGUGGCCUGUAUGUUUUCAAGCUGUUUGACUAUUACUCUGCCAGUGGGAUGUGUCUCUUGUUUCUGGUUUUCUUUGAGACUGUGUCCAUAUCAUGGUGUUAUGGUGUGGAUCGGUUUUAUCAGGACAUUGAAGAAAUGAUUGGCUACCAGCCGUGCUCAUGGUGGAAACUGUGCUGGGCUUAUUUCACCCCAUUUGUCUGUCUGAGUGUUUUUAUUUUUAGUGUGGUGGAGAUGACCCCCCUCACCCUUGGUAGAUAUGUGUAUCCAGCAUGGGGUCAGGGAAUAGGUUGGCUGAUGGCUCUCUCUUCUAUGGUAUUGAUCCCUGGGUACAUGCUGUAUUUAUUCCUCACCUCCUCUGGCAACAUGAGCCAGCGCCUGCGUGAAAUGACACAGCCACAGAUGGAAAAAAUAAUGCAGAAAAAUGGAUUACGCCCCCGACUCAGUCUGGAUAGCACCAUACGGGAAAUGUCCGGAAUUUGAUCUGCAACCUUUGUCCAAACAUUCCCUCAUUGUGUUAAGUUACUGCUUUUCCAUAAUACCUCCUUUUAUCUCAGCUGAGCAGCAGAUCAUGUAACAAUUAGAGAUGAGAAAAUCACUCCAGUUACUUUUAUAAAAUAUUUCAAAAUAAUCCUACAUCAACCUUUAAUUGCAAAACACUAUGGAAUAAGAUAAAACAAAGCAAGACACGUUGUAUUAGCCUUUUGCCAUGAAUUGGGUAGAAAUGUUUAUGAAAUCACGUGAUCUCUCUCAUUGAUCCUCUCACAUUGGUUAUUUGUGUAAAAAAUCCCCAAAUGAACCCCAAGAUUUGCCUAUCAAGCUAAGCCUGGUGAAGCUACCACAUCUAUAUGAACUUGUACAACGUUUUUUUUUUUCUUCUGUUCCCACAUAGCAUAGCAAACUCCUUCAAAGAGUCUUCCCGAGUGCCUUAUAACUCAUCCUGGAAGUAAAAGUGUAACAUUUUAUUAUGAUGUGAUAUUUGGUUUGAUUAAACUAAAUGCAAAACAUAGUAAACAUGAAUGUUAUUAUUUUAUACACUGUGGGCACUUGCACUGUCAUCUAUUAUAAAAUACGAGUUAUUGAUGUAAUGAGUAAUGUCACUCCCACUAAGUAAUGUAAUCCACUCUAUUCUUAUUGUGAUUUGAGACUUAGUUACAG
Messenger RNA from Pelobates fuscus (common spadefoot toad), 2776 nucleotides. RefSeq names its product sodium- and chloride-dependent GABA transporter 1-like. Gene Ontology annotation, biological process: sodium ion transmembrane transport. Gene Ontology annotation, cellular component: plasma membrane. The coding region runs from base 305 to 2101 and encodes 598 amino acids. The transcript has 15 exons. Lineage: Eukaryota; Metazoa; Chordata; Amphibia; Anura; Pelobatidae. The record is from RefSeq and is a predicted model, not a curated record.